Messenger RNA from Eimeria necatrix, 622 nucleotides. RefSeq lists its product as hypothetical. The record is from RefSeq and is a predicted model, not a curated record. The transcript is spliced from 2 exons. NCBI's taxonomy places the organism in Eukaryota, Apicomplexa, Conoidasida, Eucoccidiorida, Eimeriidae. The annotation marks the transcript as partial.
AUGGGGUGCACGCAUUCUUCUCGGCGGGGCGGCGUGCCCUUCUCCAGCAGCUCGAGUGCAUGCAGCAGGAGCUUCAAAUAUGAAAAGCAGCAGCAGCAGCAGCAGCAGCAGCAGCAGCAGGCGAAGGAACCGCAGCAGCAACAGCUGCAGCAGCAGCUGCUGCAGCAGCAGCUGCUGCAGCAGCAGAGGCAGCAGCAGCUGCCGCAGUGGAGAUCCCAGCAGCAGCUGCAGCAGCAGCAGCAGCAGCAGCAGCACUGGCAGCAGCAGGGAAGGCCCAAAAGCAUACAGCUAAGGCGGGGCCGCUCUUUGCUGCAGAGCAGCCCCAGGGUUAGAAGACCUGCUGCUGCUGCUGCUGCUUUUGCUGCUGCUGCUCCUGCCUGUGCUUCUGCUGCUGCUGCUGCUCCUUUUGCUGCUGCCAGCAGCAGCAGCAACAGGAAGGCUCACAGCUGCUGCUCCCCGCAACUCGACUCCCUCAACUCCUCCAGCGACGCGGGUUCGGAGGCGUCUGCGGGCUGCCCGCUGUUUUUGUCUCUUUACCGCCAGCCCCUUUUCUCUUCGAGGUUAAAAACAAAUGCGAACUUCGACGACUUUUACAAACUCACCAACCACGUCCUCGGAACAG